CCAUAGAGAUGCCAAACCCUCUUUUCGAUUGUUCUUUUGCUUUCCUUUUCAAAAUAAUUUUGCAGAAAAUAUAUGCUGUUUUUUGAUGUUGCGAGCUUUCAGGAAAAUCGAUGAGUCUCAAAAAUAAUUAGUUAAUGGUAUAAUUAUGCUGCAAUACGCCGAUAUUUCCUUGAUGAUUCGCUGAUCAUACUUUCUUUGAAAAUUGACAUCUCGUAGAAGCCGUGGAUCGUAGGCUGCUGAAUAGGAAAAUGAAAAAUGAGCACGUACUGUGAAGCUCGCUGUGAAGUGCGAAAAGAACAAGGGGGACAGGCUAGACGCAGAAAUUGUGAUUCUUUUUGUGUUUUGCAUUUGUAAGUGCAGCGAGAGGUUUCAAACGGACGUUCAACCCUUGCAAGCAAUAUGGCAGAAAAAGAACAAGUCAAGCCAGUGGAACAAAAUGCUUCCAAUUCAGUUCCUGACGAGCCUAAGAACGUUCAAGAGCUUGCAACCUAUGUGCAGAGCCUGCUGGAGAACAUGCAGCAGCGCUUCCAGACCAUGUCGGACAACAUCAUCAGCAGGAUCGACGAGAUGGGUGACCGCAUCGACGAGCUCGAGAAGAGUGUUGCAGAUGUGAUGACUCAGGCACAACCUGUCGAUGAUGGAGACAAGUAACGCCCUCUGGUGAUGGCAAGGUGUGCCUGACGUCACUAUUACGUCACACUGCCAGCUGUCAUCUGUCACAGUGCUGGAAACGAGGCCGCUUUCU
Messenger RNA from Amphibalanus amphitrite, 745 nucleotides. RefSeq names its product heat shock factor-binding protein 1-like. Gene Ontology annotation, cellular component: cytosol; nucleus. The record is from RefSeq and is a predicted model, not a curated record. The transcript is spliced from 2 exons. Gene Ontology annotation, biological process: cellular heat acclimation. Gene Ontology annotation, molecular function: transcription corepressor activity. The coding region runs from base 400 to 651 and encodes 83 amino acids. Lineage: Eukaryota; Metazoa; Arthropoda; Thecostraca; Balanomorpha; Balanidae.